Molecule: messenger RNA, 5839 nt
Organism: Caretta caretta (loggerhead turtle)
Lineage: Eukaryota; Metazoa; Chordata; Testudines; Cheloniidae
Gene: SLC7A10
Product: solute carrier family 7 member 10
Biological process (GO): D-serine transmembrane transport; D-alanine transmembrane transport
Cellular component (GO): membrane
Molecular function (GO): neutral L-amino acid transmembrane transporter activity; L-amino acid transmembrane transporter activity
Source: RefSeq, a predicted model, not a curated record
CGCGGGCGAGCUCUCCGGCGGCUCUCCGGCUGAGCGGGGCAGAGGGCGCGGGAGUCGCUGGGGGACGGUUCCAGGAGCGGGGGAGCGAUGGCUGGGGAGACUCAGCACCGGACCCUCCGGAAGAGCAUCGCAGCCCAGCCGCCCGCAGCGCCGCCCCGCGCCCCCGGGAGCGGCAGCAGCUCCGAGCGAGUGACUCUGAAGAAGGAGAUCGGGCUGGUCAGCGCCUGUGCCAUCAUUAUCGGUAACAUUAUUGGUUCUGGAAUCUUUAUUUCUCCAAAAGGAGUUCUGGAACACUCUGGGUCAGUGGGACUAGCUCUUGUUGUUUGGGUGAUUGGAGGAGGGAUUGCUGUCCUUGGAUCUCUAUGUUAUGCUGAGCUAGGAGUUGCUAUCCCGAAAUCAGGAGGGGAUUAUUCCUAUGUCACCGAGAUUUUUGGUGGGUUAGCUGGGUUUUUGCUGCUAUGGAGUGCAGUGCUUAUCAUGUACCCUACCAGCCUGGCUGUUAUCGCAUUGACAUUUUCAAACUAUGUUCUACAACCGGUGUUCCCUAAUUGCAUCCCACCCUAUAAUGCCUCCAGGGUCCUCUCCACGGUGUGUUUAUUACUCCUGACUUGGGUGAACAGCUCCAGCGUUCGAUGGGCAACUCGCAUCCAGGAUAUAUUUACAGCAGGAAAACUGUUAGCCUUGGCCCUUAUCAUUACUAUGGGCUUCAUACAGAUCUUUAAAGGAAACUAUGAAGAACUGACACCAAGCAAUGCAUUUGAUUUUUGGAUGUCUCCAUCUGUGGGACAGUUAGCAUUAGCUUUUCUUCAAGGGUCAUUUGCAUUCAGUGGGUGGAACUUCUUGAAUUAUGUCACAGAAGAAUUAGUUGAUCCCCGCAGGAACCUACCUCGUGCCAUAUUCAUAUCCAUCCCAUUGGUGACAUUUGUGUAUACAUUCACCAAUAUUGCAUAUUUCACUGCCAUGUCACCUCAAGAGCUCUUGUCCUCCAAUGCUGUGGCAGUAACAUUUGGUGAAAAGUUACUGGGCUAUUUUUCCUGGGUUAUGCCAGUCUCAGUGGCCUUAUCUACAUUUGGAGGAAUAAAUGGAUACCUUUUUACCUCAUCAAGGUUAUGUUUUUCUGGAGCUCGUGAAGGUCACUUGCCCAGCUUGCUUGCUAUGAUUCACGUUAAACACUGCACCCCAAUCCCUGCCCUUCUAGUGUGUUGUUUGACCACAAUUAUCAUCAUGCUUGUUGGAGACACGUACACAUUAAUUAAUUAUGUGUCGUUUAUUAACUACCUCUGCUAUGGAGUGACAAUCAUAGGCCUGAUUGUGUUGCGUUGGAAGAAACCCAAAAUCUUCAGACCUAUCAAGGUGAAUCUCCUUGUUCCAGUCACUUACCUGCUAUUUUGGGCAUUUCUUCUGAUCUUCAGUUUCUAUUCUGAGCCAGUCGUCUGUGGAAUUGGACUAAUCAUCAUAUUAACUGGAGUGCCUGUGUUUUUUCUUGGAGUAUACUGGAGAAAUAAACCAAAGUGUAUAAAUAGACUAGCUGAAUCCAUGACAUACUGGGGACAGAAGUUGUGUUUCGUCGUCCACCCUCAAGAGGGAGCUCCAGAAGAGGAUGAUCUGCCUUUCACUCAUUCUCAGCUACCACGAAGUGAAAAGUCCUUGAAGAAACAGCGAAAAGUCCUUGAGAAAUAAUGAAGCAAUCGAUGAGACAGAAGUAGCUUUUUGUUUACAUGUUGAUUUUUGCAAAAAGUUUUUCUUGGAAAAAAAAAAGUUUUUAGAAGUCAGAUACAGAAGCCCAUGAAAUGAGCUACACCUUUACAACAGUCCUUAGCUCUUAGCUUUUCCUAAAAAAAUAAAAUAAGGAGCUGGUUAUUUAUUUCUGACAGUGUAUUUCAGUCAGCAAGGAAGUUUAGUGCAGGUACAGUAAGCUAAGUUCUUCAUCACCAAUUCCAGCAGCCUUGGGGUUGUACUGUAAAGCAGAUUAAUCUGGAAAUUUCAAGAUUGGGACCUCUUCCAAUAAUGAAAAUAAAAUGGGGAAAAGUCAAUGGAAUAGGGAAAGCCAGUGGUCCUACUCAUGCUCCCACGGGAGCCAGUGACACAAGUCUAAUUGAUUUAACUGGCACAGGAUCAGACCCCACAUAACCCAGGUAGUUUUCAAAUUACAAUCUAAAAAAACUCAAUUGUGUGAACACUUCUGCACAUGCAUAACUUUACCCCUGAGAGCAAAGUUACACCCAAGCCUCUGUAUUUGCAAGUUUGGGUAUUAAAACUGUGACCAUUGUUGAGUGAACAGUAAGGGUAUGUCUACACAGCAAAGAAAAACCCACUGCUGCAGUUCGUGGGGCUUGGCUCAGGCACUGGCUUGUGGGGCUGUUUCAUUGCUGUGUAGACAUCCGGGCUCAGGCUGCAGCCUGGACUCUGACACCGUACAUGUGGGAAGGUCCCAGAGCUCAGGCUCCAGCCCAAGCCCAGACGUCUACACAGCAAUGAAAUACCGCAGCCUGAGCCCUGCAGGACCAAGUCAGCUGGCAUGGGCCAGCCGCGGGUAUUUGUUUGCUGUGUAGACAGACCCUAAGAGCUUAUCCAGGGUAUUUACAUACAAUACAUUAGAGCUGAAUGUAUAACUUCUACACUGUGUUUGAUCAUUUUUGUCAUUAUUCAAUUAUGUAAAGAAACCAUGGAAAUUGUGAUAUGAUCUAAAGUAACUUCAGUCUUCAAGCAGUUUUGCAAACCAGGAGUUGCGGUUUGUAUUAUGAAAUCUGAACAGCUCUGUUAUUACAAUAACCAGAAAAAAAGGUGGGUGAGGUAAUAUCUUUUAUCUGACCAACUUCUUUUGGUGAAAGAGACAAGCUUUCAAAUUAAAAAAAAUGUAUUUAAACUGAUUUUAAACUUGGUUAGUCACUUCUUACAGCAUAUACUUUUUCUUCAAACAGAAAUUGCAAGCAAUAUUUGUGUAAACCAAAAACACCAGCCUCAAAUACCACAAUCUUUACGUCUAUACAUUUGAUGUGCUACUUUAAGAAACAAAUGUCAAUAGAGCAAGUAUUGGCUAAUCAUUGGUGCUUCUAGGACAGGCUAUCUAUCUAAGGCCUCCUCUACAUGGGAAAGUUUCAGUAUAACCUAAGGGAUGAAUUUAAAAGUGACGGUUAUACAAGAACCUCCUCCCCACCCUAUGGACACUUAUAGUUAGGGCCCUACCAAAUUCAGGGUCCAUUCUGGUCAAAUUCACAGUCAUACAAUUUCAAAAAUCGUAAGUUUCAAGAUUUCAGCUAUUUAGAUCUGAAAUUUCAUGGUGUUGUAAUUGUAGGCGUCCUAACCCAAAAAGAAGUUGUGGGGGGUUCGCAAGGUUAUUGUAGGGGGCAUUGUGGUACCUCUACCCUUACUUCUGUGCUGCUGCUGGUGGCGAUGCUGCCUUCAAAGCUGGGCAGCUGGAGAGCGGCAGCUGCUGGCCGGGAACCCAGGUCUGAAGGCAGAGCCACCGCCAGCAGCAGAGCGGAAGUAAGGGUGGCAUGGUAUGGUAUUGCCACCCUUACUUCUGUGCUGCUGCUGGCAAGACGCUGCCUUCACAGCUGGGUCCUGGCCAACAGCUGCCGGUCUGUGGCCGCCCAGCUCUGAAGGCAGCGCAGAAGUAAGGGUGGCAAUACCGUGACUCCCCCUAAAAUAACCUUGCCACCCCUCUGCAACUCCCUUUUGGAUCAGGAUCCCCAAUUUGAGAAACACUGGCCUCCCACAUUACAUCUGUAUACUAUAGAGUAAAAGCACACAAGACCAGAUUUCACAGUCAAUGACGUGUUUUUCGUGGCUGUGAAUUUGGUAGGGCCCUACUUAUAGUAUUAAAAGCCGGGGGUGAGGGGUUGGUUUAGCUUGUUACUUGGAAAAGGAUUUAAGCUAAACCAAAGUCACUCAUCUAGUAGCCACACAGGGGAGUUCAGAGUGAUAUAACUGGUAAAACUCUCAUGUAAGCAAGACCUUAGUACAAGGAUAGACAGCACAGAAAGGCACUGGAAAAGGUACUCAGACGAUGUCUACACUACUGUGCACCUUACAAUGACAUGCAUGUGCAGCUGCCCUGUUGUAAGAUAAGCAGUGUAGCACCUCUUUGUCGCCAGGAGAGAGCUCUCCAGAUGACCACAUAAAACCACUCCCAACGAGGGACAAUAGCUUCGAAGCCAGAAAAGCAUCUCCUGCCAACAAAGCAUUGUCCACACCGGCGCUUUUCGUCAUUAAAACAUUUGUCGUUCAGGGGGAUUUUUUUUCACACCCCUGACCGAAAAAGUUUGAAUGACUUAAGUGCAUUGUAGACAUAGCCUGAAUGUCACAACUAAAUACAAGGUGGAACAGAGUGUUUAGCAUAAGUAGUUCACACAUAUUCUAAGAGACUAUUCAAGGUGUUAAGAGUUCAGUGAGGUUCAAAAGCUUCUCUUUCACCAACAGAAGUUGGUCCAAUAAAAGAUAUUACCUCAUCUACCUUGUCUCUAAUAUCCUGCGACCAACACGGCUACAACAACAUGGCAAACAACAUUACAAUAACCGGACAGUUAUGCUAAAAACUUUGUACAGUUCUACUGUCAAAUGGGAAGAAAAAGAACUCUACUGUAUUUCUAGUAUACAUUGCAAUGGGAAAAAAGGAACAAAUUCUGGUAUAUUUCUAUUUUUUCUAAUGUGCUCACACAAAAAUUCAUCUUGCCUUUGAAGACAAACUCCACAUUUCAUCCAUGUUCAAUGAAGAAACUGUCCUUAAUAUUUUUACCACCAGCUGCUCAUUAGAAGGUGCCUUGGCAUGUUUGUAGCUGUAACAAAUUGAUAUGUUUAGAGUUCUAGUAGUGACUUAUUUGGUAAAUUUAUGGUGGUUGCAAAUGUAAAAAUGUGACCAUUUUCAUACCAAAGAAUCUUUUGAAAAAUGCAAAAUCACAGAAUAGCUUUGAGCAAUAGUCCAAUAGCUACUACUUUGUUGUAACUUUUAGAAAUAUAGGUGAUCAUAUUUACUACUUUUAAAAUAGCCAUAUCAAUUUUAAUUUGCAAGUAUCAUGAUUUACUGUAUUUUAAAGGCCUUGGUACAACAAUUAAGGAUUCAGUUGGUCUCUUAGUUUGUCAAGUACCAUAGGACUACUCUCUACAAAUACAUUGAACCUGAAACUCAGACUAUGAGGCAAGUUCAAGGAAAGCAUCUUUCAACAGAAUUUAGCAUUUAGAAUAUGUUUUUAUUUUAAAUAUAUACCUCCAGAUGGUAUAUAUCCAGAUCUUUCAGACAGUAGAUAUUUUAAAAGGAAGCAAAAUAUACCCUCCUCUCUUUGUAUGAAGUGGUUAAUCAAGAGAUUAUUAAAGUAUACAUGUAGUUAGAGAGAAAGUGUGUGUUGUGUAUAUACAUAUAUAAAUGCUAGAGAGACUCUACAUUUAAAUAACCUUAUGAAUAUGUAGCAUUGCAAAUGAAAGUUACAUACAUGAAGCCUCAUUUUUGACAGAGGAUGAACACCCAUCACUGUGUUGAAGAAAACAAAUUUAUAUUGGUUUAUCAUGAUUUACCUUUGUCUGUCAAGGCUUUCAUGACCAAGAUUCUGAUGUUCUUCAGAUUAAAAUUCAUGCUCAGUGACAGUUUCAGAAAAGAUUCCUUCCCCUGCCAAUAUCACAAGAUAGCAAAUUAUAUAGAGUUUAGCAUCAACAAUAGUUUAUUUCCCCCAACAAUGAAGAUAUUAAAGUUGGCUGGAGUUUAGGCUUUGCAGAAUUCUUCAGCAACAAGCCUGUGCUGUUAUGAGAAAGGCACAAAUGAUAAGAGUAUACUGCAACUGCUUAGAUUGUUUGUUUAUUUGUUUAAGGAAAUGAAAAUCAGAAUUAAAGGACCAAUUGCCUCACA